AUUCCGAUAAUAGAAAUACAUUUGAACAAUGUACUACUAAAUGGUUGAAUUUAAUUAGUCAACGAUCUGAUGCGAAGGUAAUUGUAAUUGCCACUAAAACAGAUGUUGGAAUCAAGAAUAGAACCGUUUCAACUGAGGAAGGGUUAAAAUUCGCUAACGAACAUGGUUUUGAUUUUGUUGAGAUAUGUAAUGUGAAUGGUGAUAAUCUUUCCAAAUUAGAAAGUCUUUUACUCGACAAUUCGAAAGAAAUUGCAAGGAAAAUGGAAAGAGAACCAAAUGGUGAUGCUUCUGAUCUCAGUUCAAUAAGACAGUCAAUUAGUGUUCCAACCAAUAGCUAUGGUACUCUUCAACCUAAUGGUGUUCUUCCAUCUCGAAAAAGACAACUCAUCGAACGA
This is a messenger RNA of Naegleria gruberi, 395 nucleotides long. RefSeq lists its product as uncharacterized. The annotation marks the transcript as partial. The transcript has 2 exons. Gene Ontology annotation, molecular function: GTPase activity; GTP binding. NCBI's taxonomy places the organism in Eukaryota, Heterolobosea, Eutetramitea, Acrasida, Naegleriidae. The record is from RefSeq and is a predicted model, not a curated record.